Penicillium cataractarum is the source of this 1623-nucleotide messenger RNA. Its product is annotated as oleate hydratase. The transcript is spliced from 2 exons. The record is from RefSeq and is a predicted model, not a curated record. NCBI's taxonomy places the organism in Eukaryota, Fungi, Ascomycota, Eurotiomycetes, Eurotiales, Aspergillaceae. Gene Ontology annotation, molecular function: oleate hydratase activity; FAD binding. The coding region runs from base 1 to 1623 and encodes 540 amino acids. Gene Ontology annotation, biological process: fatty acid metabolic process.
AUGAUUCGUCAACAGAAUGCUGUCCCAGCCCAAGCCCGUCGGACGCCUGGCAAGGUCAACGCUUGGAUACUAGGAAGCAGUAUUGCGUCAUUGGCAUCGGCUGUCCAUUUGAUUUUGGAUGCCAAUGUGCCUGCCUCUCAGAUCCAUAUCCUUGAGUCUCAAGAUACCCCUGGAGAUGGAAUUACCAGUACUGGCGAUUCGCUAAUCGGAUACGAUCAUCGACCUGGAUGUCUGCCAAGCUUCAGUGACGUUUGCAUGAAAAAGCUGCUUGCCUUGGUGCCUUCCACAAGCGGUUCUGGAGGGACAGUCUUGAAGGACAUCGAAAAGUAUUAUGAGGAUAAAGCUUGCCAAAAUGUUCCUGUUACACACGUCUUGGCCCAAGGAGAUCAAAGACCAAGGAGAAUGGACGCUAGGAACCUCGGCCUAGCCCUAAUAGACCGAAUGAAGUUGACGAUGCUCCUAUUGAGAUCCGAGGAAAGCCUUUCCAGAAAGCAAAUCAAUCAGAUUUUCAACAAACCUUUUUUCGACAGCACAUUCUGGAUUGCUUUCUCUACUAUAUUUACCUUCCAGCCGUGGCACAGUGCAGCCGAAUUCAGGCGAUGCCUUCAAAGAUACUUCUACGAGUUUCGGAACUUGAACACUAAGAAACCCCUAGAUUGCACUCAGUUCAAUCAAUUUGAAUCAAUUAUUAUGCCGAUCAUUCGAUUUCUUCAAAGGCAAGGAGCCGAUUUCAGACUAUGCACCAAGGUUACAGACAUUGCGACACAUUCAGACUACGGUACAGAAACAGUUUCAGCCAUUCAUGUAUUGCGCGAUAGCUCCCGGGAAACAAUCACUGUCAGUGCCGAUGACAUAGUUAUCGUCUCUCUCGGAUCUAACACGUCAGGCUCGUCGAGCGGUACCAACAAAAGCCCGCCAUUUCCAAAGACGAUGAUAGCUGAAAACGAGUUGGAUGAAAACUGGUCACUGUGGCUAAAUAUACGAACGCAGCAUCCUACACUCGGAGAUCCAUAUAAUUUCUGCACUCGGGUCACUGAGUCUAGGUUGGAGACUUUCACGGUUACGCUCAAGGAUGCUGAUUUCUUUAACCGUUUCGUCAAAUUGACAUGUGACGAGCCUGGCAUAGGGAGCUUAGUCUAUUUAAAAGACUCCAGUUGGAAGAUCAGCGUGUGUAUCCCACAUCAACCAUUUUUCCCCCUUCAACCCGGCAAUAUACAGACUUUCUGGGGUUAUGGCCUUUGUCCAGAACGUGAGGGUAGCUUUGUGAAAAAGCCGAUGCUCAAUUGUUCCGGGGAGGAAAUAAUGACUGAACUGUUGUGGCACCUCGGCUUCCUCUCACAAUCAAUCCUCAAAAACUCCAUCACAAUCCCAUGUGUGAUGCCACGGAUGACAGCAUCACUAUUACCUCGGGCUUACGGAGAUCGUCCAAACGUGAUACCAGAAGGGAUAACCAAUCUUGCUGUGAUCGGCCAAUUUGUGGAAAUACCAGAUGAGACCACCGUGAGUAUGGAUUAUGGUGUGCGAGGAGCCCAGUUAGCAGUGAGACAGUUGAUGGGCCUUGGCGAGGAGCCAGAGAACACAAGAAAGAGACUUUUCCUUUCUUUCCUGAAUUUAUGGGUUUGA